AUGGACCUCUCCCUCACCGUCCACCACCAUGGCUCCCCGCAUACCUUCACCCUCCCCCCAGACGCAACGCUGCAGGAUCUAUCGCGCGAAAUCGCCUCGACGCUGCACAUCCCACCGACAAACCAGAAGCUCCUGAUCGCCCCGAAACCAGGCAUGCAGAAACCACCGUUCGCGGCGACCCGCCUCGACACGCUCAUCCCGCUGUCGCACCCGCGCCUCAAAAUCACCCUCCUCGGCACCGCAUCCGCGGACAUCGACUCGCUGCACGCGCAAGAAGCCGACACCCGGCGGCGCGCUGAAGCACGCUCCUCGGCCCUCGCCGCGGCGGCGGCAUCAUCCAACAAACCACGCCGCACGGCCCCCACGGGCAUCCACACGCUCUCCUCCACCGCCUCCAACAACAACUACACCUUCCACCGGCUCGUGCCGCUGUCCUACCUGCCGCGGCCGGAGCGCUCGCUCGCGUUCCUGACCCGCCUCCGCGACGACCCGGGCAUCCGUGCAGCCAUGGCCAAGCACCGGUUCGCCGUGCCGCUGCUGACGGAGAUGGACCCGGCGCUGCACACGACCAUGGAGUCGCGCACGCUCGGCCUCAACCGCAACAAGGGCGAGGCCAUCGAGCUGCGCCUGCGCACCGACGCCUACGACGGCUACCGCGACUACCGCACCAUCCGCAAGACGCUGUGCCACGAGCUGGCCCACUGCGUGUUCAGCGAGCAUGACCGCGAUUUCUGGGACUUGACCGCCCAGAUCGAGAGGGAGGUCGAGCGCGCGGACUGGAAGCAUGGCGGGCAGAGGCUGUCGGAUCAGGAGUUUUAUAACCCCGGCGACUGGGAGAGGGCCCAAGAGGCCGGUGGGGAGCUCGUCGAUGAGCGCGGCUGGACUGGGGGCGAGUUUGUGCUGGGCGGGUUGCGGUCUGGGGAUGGCACGGAGAGUCGGAGGGAGGUGUUGGCUCGCGCGGCGGAGGAGAGGUUGCGCCGGGAGAGGGAGCAGGAGCAGGGGAAGCAGGAGUAG
Molecule: messenger RNA, 1014 nt
Organism: Aspergillus terreus NIH2624
Lineage: Eukaryota; Fungi; Ascomycota; Eurotiomycetes; Eurotiales; Aspergillaceae
Product: putative zinc metalloproteinase
Exons: 1
Coding region: 1-1014 (337 amino acids)
Molecular function (GO): proteasome binding
Source: RefSeq, a predicted model, not a curated record